CUAGUGUAGCAGAUGGGUCGGCGGCCGGUGGCGAGGGGGGACACCAGCAGCGCGAGUGUACCGACCAACCGACAGGGCCGCGGGUUCGGCGACGGAAGGAGGAACAACAUCGAUCGGGGGAGGAGGAGAAUAACAGGGGCCAAGCACAGCGGAGGGACACCCGGGGGGUCGACCUUCGCUAGGCUGCUUCGGUUGCUGAGCAUCUUUUUUGCCGCCGUCGCCUGCAGCCAGGCGGAUGUCGUGGUCGAAGAUCGGGAGUACCUCGGCAUCCUGUACACCAGCCUGGGGGGGAGCAACUGGCACGAAAACGCCAACUGGACCGUUUCCGGCGUGGAUGUUAGCGAGUGGGAGGGAGUUUCCGUCGCGACCGAUGAGAACGGAACGGAAUACGUCUACGAAAUCAGCCUCGGGGACAACAACCUCAUCGGUGACGCGUUUCCGGCCGUGGAGUACGGCCAGCUGUUGGGCCUGCAGAAGCUCUCUGUCGGAGGCAACGACAUCACGGGCGAGCUUCCGGCAGGCCUCGAGAACCUGGUCAGCCUUACCCUUUUGGACCUGAGCGACAACGGCUUCGAAGGAGAAAUUCCUCCUGAGCUCGGAAGCGCUCCGUCCCUGGUUCGCCUGGACCUCCAGGGCAACGCCCUCACAGGCACAAUCCCAUCGGAGCUAGGGGGUAUGGCACAACUGGGAAUACUGUAUCUACAGGACAACGCCUUGGAAGACAUGAUUCCUCCCGAACUGGGCAACCUGGCGUCGCUGACACAGCUGGACCUCUCCGGCAACACAGGGUUGAUAGGACCGAUCCCCGCGGAAUUUGGCGGCUUGGUAUCGUUGAAGGCCCUGUACAUGGGAGACAACGGUCUGACAGGGGACAUCCCAGCUGAGCUAGGGACGCUUGCCGAGGGCGGGGAGCUUCAAGCGGUGGAUCUCAGGAACAACUACUUGACAGGGGAAGUCCCCGAAGGCCUGGAACAGGUUUCGGCUCUCCUAUUGGAUGGGAACUUCGUUGACGGCUACGAGCAAAGAGCGGACGAUUCCACGGCACCCCCAUACCCAUCCCCAGUACCCGCGACACCGGUCCCGACACCUGCCCCGACGAUCGCUACUCCGACGCCGACCACAGCAUCCCCGAGCCUAUCACCGCCACGUUCUCCGACGACCCCCGGACCGCCGCCCGCCGCCGCUUCGUCGUCGCCUACGUCUCCUUCGGGGCCGCCGUCGGGCGGCGCGCUCUCGACCCCCGGCGGUGGGGACGGCGACGACGGCGGCGAUGAUGUCGAACCCUCCAUGGUCGCCGGUGCUGUGGUCGGGGUGCUGGUGGUCCUGUGCUCGGUGUGCUGGUUGUGCAAGGGCUGCUGGUCCUGGCGCAGACGGAAGAAAGAAGAGCAAGGUGGCAGCAGCGACGACCCCGAAGGCACAGAAGAGGGAACCCCUUACACGGACGUGUUCGAGGUUGCACCAGGCGGCGAGGGUCCUGGUGGCUUGGGGAAACGAGACAAAGCCUCCGUUCGUAACGACUGCCAGUCGAGCGAGACGCAGAGGACCGACAGCGCGAGCUUGAGAGAGUACUCCGACGGCGGCCCCCGCCGCCACCUGACCAACCCCCCGCCGCAGCAGCCUCACUGGCAGCUUGCUGCUACUGGACCAGCGCCGUUAGAAUGGGAGAACACCAGCGCCGUCACCGAUGUUCUUUCCUCCCCAAGCGCCGACAACCCCUCGAACAGCGGCGUCAGCACCAUCUUCGUCAGCGCCUUGGCACCGCCUAAGACCUAUCCCCCCCCGGAGGCGAAGAGGGUGACGUCGGCCACGGAGUGCGCGCUCGAGGUUCAGCUCGGCUCUCCCCGUCGCCACCCCGAAGAGGCGUUGCCUCCGGGCGUCGCGCCGCCCGACUCCCCCACGGGCGUCCAGCUCGGCUCACCCGUUACCGGCCCCGCCCCCGCCGCGGACGACCACCGUUUUCUGAACAAGGACUACCGUAAGCGGCCGCCGUCCCCUGAUUACUGGGCUGAUCCCGCCUCGAGACCGGUCCCCGCAGCAACACCACCCCCUGCGUUGGCACCGAAAUGUGGGGCGUCCCCGGUCGAUCGCGACAAGGGCCUAAGGAUAAGCGCCGGCGAAAAGCUUUUGUCGAUCCUGAAGAGGGUCUCCCGUGCGGCGCAGAACUCUUCGAUCACCGGUGUGCCGGAGGUUGCCCUGCUGGUGGAGACACUUGUGACGCUGAAGGCGGACAACGAUGGGAACACGGCGACAUUCGACACGAGCCUCAAGCUGUGCUCCAACCUCGUUGAGGUUCUCAAAAGCGCCAAGGGACUUGCUGAGCAUUCAGCCACGGACACCGACCGCGAAACGGGCCGCAGGCUGCUGGAAGGCGUUCAGCAGCAGGUAGACGCCGUCAUCGACAUCAUCGAGGCCUACAAGCGGAAGACCAAGCUGCGGAGGAUGUGGUCCGCAAGCAUGUACCGCGCGCGGGUGGAGGAGGCGGAGGCUUCGGUCCGGAGAAUGCUGGAGUACUUUAACGCGUACGUCACCGCGAGGUCCUUGUCCGGGAUGCACGAAGUCAAGGCCCAGCUGGAGCUGGCGAAUCAUGUCAAGGACGUGCGCCUCAGAAGGCAACAGCGUCUAGAACGACUCAUCGAGGAGGAAGAGAUACCCCAAGGGGCGAUCGAGAUAGACGGGGACCUCGUUAUCGGCUCGGGAGGGGCGGGCGAGGUCUACAUGGCCAACUACGACGGCUUCAACGCGGCGGCAAAGGUGGUGUCUAUCAAGGGCGGCUCCGGUGCGGCGAAGCAGCUGCAGAUCAAGUCCUUCCUGGCAGAGGCGGACAUCAUGCGGCGCCUCAGCAAGAGCCCGCACGUGGUCCGCGUCUUCGGCAUCAUCACGUCGUGGACGAGCCAGCUGGUGCUGGUGAUGGAGUACAUGUCGGGGGGUGACCUCUUCUCCUUCAUCAGGAGGCAUCGCGAGGAGGGCCGGGAGAUUUCGGCUAAGCUGACGAGGGACCUCGUCGUAGACGUGGCGCACGGAAUGGCCUACCUCCACCAGCACUCGACCUGGCACGGGGACCUCAAGUCUCUCAACAUCCUUCUCGACGCCGAUUGUCGCGCUAAGAUCUCCGACUUCGGAACUUCCCACUGGAUGGAGCAGACCAAGUCCAAGUGCUUGCAGUCGCAGCCCCCUGGCACCGGAGGGUUCAACCAUUUCACUUUCCACUGGGCUGCGCCCGAGGUUUUGGCGCACGGAAGCACUUCGGAGCAGCUAAGGAGGGCCAGCCGCGACGGGGACAUUGGCCAACCCGGUCAUGAGCAUCACCAGACAGACCGACGUUCGAGUCCACUCGCCCAAGAGGCCACUGGGCCCGCCCUGAGCUUCAUGAGCGAUGUCUACAGCUUUGGGAUAGUGGUGUGGGAAGUGCUUUCCAGACAGGCUCCCUGGGAACACGUUUCGUGGACGGAACUUUUCCGGAGGGUGUGCAUAACUGGCGAGAGGCCGCCGCUGCCGCCCUCGGCGCCGGUGGACCUGGCGGUCCUGGCGAGGGCCUGCUGGACGCACGAGCCGAGGGAUCGCCCCACCUGCGACAAGAUCGUGGCGCACCUCGCGGGAAAAGCCGGGGCUCUUAAUCCUCGGAGGAGGACGACGGGAGGCGGCUCCAGCGGGGACGGAAGAUCGUACUUCGAAGGAGUUGGGCUGGGGGGAGGGCGGGGGUCCUCGUUGCCGUGCAUGCCUUAGUCGUUAGGCCGUUGACCUCGCAUCCUUACAAAGCCGGCACGGAACACGCUGGGGGGGCGGGGGGGGGGUACUUGCGAUUCGGGGGGGGCGUCAUGUUUUCCGUGUUGCUGUUGACCACGCGUCCUUGAGAGGACUUUGCAGGGUACGGCGAGGAGGGGGGGGGUAGCCCGAGUGCGCUGCAGUCAGGGGGCGGCAGUUGUCGGGGAAGCCGGUUCUGAAGUCGCGUGAGGCCGACGCCCCCCCGCGGAUUCACCGAGGGGCGUCCUCUGCCGUACAUCGUCGCCGAGUAUCUGUUGUGAACAUCGAUCGUAAGGGUUGAGUUGAUGGUUGUGUUUAUUGCUUUUUCGGGAGGGGGGCUUUGUUCGGGGUGUACAAAAUUGUAUUUGACGGGGCGCGGGGGGGCGGGCGGGCUGAAAAUAAGGUUGGGUAUACCCCCCUGCCUGCCAGAGCAGACAUCGACGAAUGGGCCGUCCCAAUAGCCUUCUGCGAGGCGGUGGGGACUAGUUUUUUUUAGUGGAACGGCAUGGAGAGGAGGAGUGGCAAGAGCAAUCAUGCAUAUUCUUGCACUGGGGGGCCGAUUAGAGAAAAAUCCUGCACUUUAUAUCAUUGCCCUUUGAAUAGCGCCACUUUCGUUUCUCCUCGCCUGACGGAAAGUCGAAAGGAAACGGUGAGACUGCAGAGCCAACCCCCUUGCGGUGGCACUUUCCCACAUGUGUACAAUACUUUUUUUGGUGCGAAUAUAGAGGAGCACUCACUCGUUACAACCCCGAUGUUGGAACGAAUCUCCCUCAAGUUCUUGGUCCAGCCUUGGCUCUCACCCCAGUACCGAUCCACGCUCACCGACAAGACGCUGUGCCGACGUCGAUGGCUGUUUGUGGCUCCCAUCGCUGAUUGGAUUCGCGGUUGUCUUUUUUAUUCUUGGAUGUGGUCAUGGCGUGGUGUGAUGAUGUCGCUGUGUUUUUUUUUGUUUUUCGGGUGCGGUAAAUCUUUUCGUGUUGCCUUCUUUUUGUGUGUGUAGGCCCAUCCUUUCGGCGCGGAUGGGGCGUGUUGCUGUAAGCACUUUCGAAUAUUACCAAUAUUACGUUUGUUGUUGGUGUUAGAGCAAUGUGCGUACAAUCUUUCCGGUGGUUUUCAGUUGAUCUUAAGUGGAGAAUUUUUGGUAGGCACGGCACCCCACGCGACGACCAAUUUUACGCCUUCCGCAAGAUCAGGUGGGUGUCGAUGAACGCCCCACAUUAGCUACUGGCACGCCUCUUUCGGGCCGUUUUUGGGGUAGCUCUUGUUUUUUUUCCGGGGUGCCAUCGCAUAUGUGAAGCCGGCGGGCCCAGGCGAGAAGCAGGCAGGUGGUAGCGUGAUGGCUGAACAGCUCGAAAUUUUUUGUGUACAACUCUCAAUGUGUAAGUUGUGUAGCCCUUUGAUCAAUCGGUUCAUGGCUCCUGAUGAAGUGUGCUUGGCGUAAGAGAGGCUACGUGCGAGCUUUUUGCGCCUUUCAUGGCAAGUUCCAUCGUUUCCUAAUAUGAGACUACAUGUUAGCAUUUUUUUGGUUUUCGUAUUGGGGGGGGCGAAUAAGGGUUGUAACAUGUUAUGGGGGUAGCCUCUCCCAAGUUUUUUCAGCAGUGGAAAGCGCUACACUACUUGUCCGUUUUUUUUUUCCCGUUUUGGUGUUCAUUUUUCGUUUCUAGUAUCGCUUUUGGUUGUGCUUUUGCAACAAAAUCCACAAAGGAAAAAACCCGACAUCUCUCGUUUGGUUCACCAAAAUGUCGUGUGAAGGGCCCAAGGCAAGUAUGGUUGGGGCACCUUUGCCGGCCUACUGCCGGUCGAGCAACGUUGUGAGGAACCAACUGCAGUGCGAACACUUCAUACGGCUACCAACGGGGAACACGAGUGGGAACUGGUGUUUACUGGAGUUCGCAGAACGUAGGCGUAAAGACGUGGGCAUGUAGCAAUCACAUAAUAGUAUCCGCGGCCACAAAGGAGGCUGGUGUGAGCAGGGUCCGGCCAUUUCGAGGCGUUAAACGAGGC
This is a messenger RNA of Ectocarpus sp. CCAP 1310/34, 5745 nucleotides long. The record is from the annotation of a GenBank genome assembly. Lineage: Eukaryota; Phaeophyceae; Ectocarpales; Ectocarpaceae.